AUGGGUUUGGGAAAUACAGGAGCCAUUGUGAUUCUUGUAGCCAUAUCCAUGUUUGGCAUUGGAAUGGCCAACAAGAAUUUCAGUGCAGAUUGGAAUGGAAACACGAGUGCAGAUUGGAAUGGAAACACGAAUUACACUACUGGUUGGCCUUAUGGACACUGGAAUCCAACUCAAACUUCGAAAAGAAUAAUUGUUGGCGGAUCUGAGAAUUGGCAUUUUGGGUUUAAUUACACUGAUUGGGCUAUCAGAAAUGGCCCCUUUUUCUUGAACGACAAGCUCGUAUUCAAGUUUGAUCCUCCAAAUGACACCACACAUCCUCACAGUGUAUCUCUGCUACCAAAUUUCUGGAGUUUUCAGAAUUGUGAUUUUAGAAGAGCAAAGAGGAUUGCGCAAGUGACACAAGGGCAAGGAGAAGGAUUUGAGUUUGUGAUUAAAAGAUGGCAGCCUUAUUAUUUUGCUUGUGGCGAACGCAACGGCUUUCAUUGCAACAAUGGGAUGAUGAAAUUCGCCGUUUGGCCAUUAAUCCGUUGGUAUUAA
Messenger RNA from Fraxinus pennsylvanica, 537 nucleotides. NCBI's taxonomy places the organism in Eukaryota, Viridiplantae, Streptophyta, Magnoliopsida, Lamiales, Oleaceae. The record is from the annotation of a GenBank genome assembly.